Messenger RNA from Halichondria panicea, 8552 nucleotides. RefSeq lists its product as uncharacterized. Bases 529 to 6861 code for a protein of 2110 amino acids. The transcript is spliced from 21 exons. Gene Ontology annotation, biological process: cell communication. The record is from RefSeq and is a predicted model, not a curated record. Gene Ontology annotation, cellular component: membrane. NCBI's taxonomy places the organism in Eukaryota, Metazoa, Porifera, Demospongiae, Suberitida, Halichondriidae.
GCAGUGCGGAGUGUGCAGUACUAAUGAGUAGAACUGAAUGAGAAUGAUGAUUUCUUCAGUCUCAAAGAUGCUGGUGAUUGUCAUCUGUAUGCUGGUAUCAAGCUCUACAAGUCAUGCGCAACAAUCUUGUUUGUCCUCGCUCGAUUGCCAUGGUGAUGAGGUUGAUGGAUUCCCUGCCACUUUGUCCAGCUGCUGUGUCCCUGGUGGAGGGUUGUCUUAUAGAGAGGGCUCUCAAUGCUCUAACUGCUACAGUGAGGAAAGUUUCACAACUGAAGGCAACUCUUUCUACAUUGGUUUCUUCGGCAACUUCAACCCAGGGUCCAGCUCCAGAAUCAACAAGUUCGGUUUGCUGUCAACUCUGUAACUAACCAACAAGUCACUGUCUUUGUACAAUCUCCCUUGGAUGAUCGUAAAAUCGAAACAUACUCCACUCCAAUUGAAUUUGGCUUUCCAGCCGACAAAAUUAAUCUCCGGAGCCCCGAAGAGAGAAACAAAAGUGUCUACAUUUACUCCAAAGAUGGUGAACCUAUGUCAGUGAUAGCUCUUGCUGAAGAAUUCCAAUCCUCAGAUGCUUUCAAAGUUCUUCCUUGUGUGUAUCACCCUAGCGACGGUUACGAGUAUUAUGCCGUGUCAGUGCCAAUUUCACAGAUAGAACGGCAAGAUGAUUAUGAUGACGACGAUUAUACCCCAGCCAGCGAGUUUCUAGACAUUGAAGGAAGAAGUGCGUUGGUGAUUGUAACUACUGAAGAUGAUACUACAUUGCAAAUCACUUUAACUCAAAAUGUUGAUCUAUUUGCUGACGAUUUAAAGGAUCAAGUCCCUAAAGGGGAGAUAGAAGCUGGUCAGCCAGUAACUAUUAACAUUGCUAAGAAAAUUCAAACUCUAUAUUUAGGAAGUGAUGAAGAUUUGUCAGGUUCAAGAGUCGUCUCCGACAAACCGAUUGCGUUCUUUAGUGGUCACGAGUGUGGAACUGUUCCCAGUAAUAUCAGCUAUUGUGAUCAUAUGAACGAGCAGAUACCACCCACUGCUACCUGGGGCAAGCAAUUCAUCACUGCUCCUCUGGCUAACAGGAGGUCUGGUGACACUUUCAAAAUUGUAGCCUCGAGGGAUAAUACGAAUGUUCAAAUUGGAUGCACUAACGACGAAUCAAUGUCUAUUUCUCUAGAUAAGGGAGAGAUGAGUCGGUUUAUUAUAUCUUCCGACAGUUCAUGCUAUUUUAUGUCGAGUCAACCGAUUCUACUCGUUCAGUUUUCGAUGUCAAGUAUUUUAGAUGGCGUGUUUCUUAGUGACCCGUUCAUGAUUGUCGUGCCCCCUGUGGAGCAGUAUCGCAGUCGCUACAACACCCACUCGUUUAGAAGUUCUAUCAGUACUAAAGAUCGGAUUGGGUCUUACUUUUUGAACAUUCUAUUUCCAGUUGAUACAUCACCAUCUGGAAUUCGUCUUAACGACAGGAACAUUACAAGCAGUGAAAUAACAGCAAUUCCAUGUCCUAGUGGUGAAGGAAUUUGUGCUUACUCGAUACUUGUUGAAGGUGUUAGCGACUCUCCGAUACUACGCCACGUUGACAACAUGAGGAUCAAUACGAUUGUGUACUGGUAUGAAUUUAGAGUGGGCUACGGUUACUUUGCAGGAAUGACCCAAAGGCCUAUUGCAUUGCCAGCUGCUUCUUUGGCGUCCAACAAGUUCACCGGAUUCGAGAACAACAGCUCCGUAACUGUUACCAUAGUAAGGGGAGGAGAUCUGGACUCUGAUAUUGUGGUCAGACUGAAAACAGCUCAGAUGGUUGGGGAUAACGCUGCUAUAAUUUGUGAAGACUUUAUGCAUACUGAAGAGAAUGUGACAUUUGCACGAGGUGUAGAUCAAGCCCAGAUAACUAUCCCACUGAUCAACGAUGUCUUCCCUGAGCCAACGAAAUCAUUUCAAGUAUUCCUGUCUGCCUCCCCUGGAGUGUAUAUUCAGGCCCCGGCAGUCGCUACCGUGGAGAUCCAUGAUCUCGAUCUCGAUUUGCUAGUAAUGAAUGUGAGUUUCUCUGACGUAUCACUGAGUGUGAGAGAGGGGAUGUGCAUUUUCAGGUUCACUCUGGACAAAACUCGUGGGGCAGUGGGUGUCGUCAGAGUCAGACUCUUCACUAUUGAUGACUCAGCAAUCGCUGGUAGGGAUUAUGAGAGCAUCGAUGAAGUAAUUACCUUUGCCAUUGAGGAGCUGCAGUACAGGGGGAAACUAUUCAUUAUGAACGAUGAAGUUGUGGAGAAUGUGGAACAGUUAAAUCUUCAGAUUGAGGCUCUAGAUGGAGUGUUUCCUGUGAAUGUGGUGGACGCAACUGCUAUGGUUACUAUCACUGAUGAUGAUGGUGAUUACUUGACCAUACUUGAAUCAUGUUUUUCCUCUCUCGAUUGCCAUGGUGAUGAGGUUGAUGGAUUCCCUGCCACUUUAUCAGGCUGCUGUGUUUCUGGUGGAGGGUUGUCUUAUGGAGAGGGUCCUCAAUGCUUUAACUGCUACAGUGAGGAAAGUUUCACAACUGAAGGCAACUCUUUCUUCGUUGGUUUCUUCGGCAACUUCAACCCAGGGUCCAGCUCCAGAAUCAACAAAGUUCGGUUUGCUGUCAACUCUGUAACUAACCAACAAGUCACUGUCUUUGUACAAUCUCCCUUGGAUGAUCGUAAAAUCGAAACAUACUCCACUCCAAUUGAAUUUGGCUUUCCAGCCGACAAAAUUAAUCUCCGGAGCCCCGAAGAGAGAGACAAAGGUGUCUACAUUUACUCUAGAGAUGGUGAACCUAUGUCAGUGAUAGCUCUUGCUGAAGAAUUCCAAUCCUCAGAUGCUUUCAAAGUUCUUCCUUGUUUGCAUCACCCUAGCGACGGUUACGAGUAUUAUGCCGUGUCAGUGCCAAUUUCACAGAUACAAGAACAGCAAGAUGAUUAUGAAGACUACUACGAUUAUCCCCAAGCCAGCGAGUUUCUAGACAUUGAAGGAAGAAGUGCGUUGGUUAUUGUAACUACUGAAGAUGAUACUACAUUGCAAAUCACUUUAACUCAAAAUGUUGAUCUAUUUGCUGACGAUUUAAAGGAUCAAGUUCCUAAAGGGGAGAUAGAAGCUGGUCAGCCAGUAACUAUUAACAUUGCUAAGAAAAUUCAAACUCUAUAUUUAGGAAGUGAUGAAGAUUUGUCAGGUUCAAGAGUCGUCUCCGACAAACCGAUUGCGUUCUUUAGUGGUCACGAGUGUGGAACUGUUCCCAGCAAUUUCAGCUAUUGUGAUCAUAUGAACGAGCAGAUACCACCCACUGUUACCUGGGGCAAGCAAUUCAUCACUGCCCCUCUGGCUAACAGGACGUCCGGUGACACUUUUGAAAUUGUAGCCUCGAGGGAUAGUACGAAUAUUCAAAUUAGAUGCACUAACGACGAAUCAAUGUCUAUUUCUCUAGAUAAGGGAGAGAUGAGUCGGUUUGUUAUAUCUUCUGACAGUUCAUGCUAUUUUAUGUCGAGUCAACCGAUUCUACUCGUUCAGUUUUCGAUGUCAAGUACUUUAGAUGGCGUGUUUCAUAGUGAUCCGUUCAUGAUUGUCGUGCCCCCUGUGGAGCAGUAUCGCAGUCGCUACAACACCCACUCGUUUAGAAGUUCUGUCGGUACUAAAGAUCAGAUUGGGUCUUACUUUUUGAACAUUCUAUUUCCAGUUGAUACAUCACCAUCUGGAAUUCGUCUUAACGACAGGGACAUUACAAGCAGUGAAAUAACAGCAAUUCCAUGUCCUAGUGGUGAAGGAAUUUGUGCUUACUCGAUACUUGUUGAAGGUGUUAGCGACUCUCCGAUACUACGCCACGUUGACAACAUGAGGAUCAAUGCGAUUGUGUACUGGUAUGAAUUUAGAGUGGGCUACGGCUACUUUGCAGGAAUGACACAAAGGCCUAUUGCAUUGCCAGCUGCUUCUUUGGCGUCCAACAAGUUCACUGGAUUCGAGAACAACAGCUCCGUAACUGUUACCAUAGUAAAAGAAGGAGAUCUGGACUCUGAUAUUGUGGUCAGACUGAAAACAGCUCAGAUGGUUGGGGAUAACGCUGCUAUAAUUGGUGAAGACUUUAUGCAUACUGAAGAGAAUGUGACAUUUGCACGAGGUGUAGAUCAAGCCCAGAUAACUAUCCCACUGAUCAACGAUGUCUUCCCUGAGCCAACGAAAUCAUUUCAAGUAUUCCUGUCUGCCUCCUCUGGAGUGUAUAUUCAGGCCCCGGCAGUCGCUACCGUGGAGAUCCAUGAUCUCGAUCUCGAUUUGCUAGUAAUGAAUGUGAGUUUCUCUGACGUAUCACUGAGUGCGAGAGAGGGGGUGUGCAUUUUCAGGUUCACUCUGGACAAGACUCGUGGGGCAGUGGGUGACGUCAGAGUCAGACUCUUCACUAUUGAUGACUCAGCAAUCGCUGGUAGGGAUUAUGAGAGCAUCGAUGAAGUAAUUACCUUUGCCAUUGAGGAGCUCCAGUACAGGGGGAAACUAUUCAUUAUGAACGAUGAAGUUGUGGAGAAUGUGGAACAGUUAAAUCUUCAGAUUGAGGCUCUAGAUGGAGUGUUUCCUGUGAAUGUGGUGGACGCAACUGCUAUGGUUACUAUCACUGAUGAUGAUGAUGGAUCAUGUUUUUCCUCUCUCGAUUGCCGUGGUGAUGAGGUUGAUGCAUUUCCUGCCACUUUGUCAGGCUGCUGUGUUCCUGGUGGAGGGUUAUCUUAUGGACAAGGUCGUCAAAAGAAAUGCCUUAACUGCUACAGUGAGGAAAGUUUCACAACUGAAGGUAACUCUUUCUUCGUUGGUUUCUUCGGCAACUUCAACCCAGGGUCCAGCUCCAGAAUCAACAAAGUUCGGUUUGCUGUCAACUCUGUAACUAACCAACAAGUCACUUUCUUUGUACAAUCUCCCUUGGACGAUCGUAAAAUCAAAGCAUACUCCACUCCAAUUGAAUUUGGCUUUCCUGCCGACAAAAUUAAUCUCCGGAGCCCCGAAGAGAGAGACAAAGGUGUCUACAUUUACUCUCAAGAUGGGGAACCUAUGUCAGUGAUAGCUCUCACUGAAGAAUUCCAAUCCUCAGAUGCUUUCAAAGUUCUUCCUUGUUUGCAUCACCCUAGCGAUAGUUACGAGUAUUAUGCCGUGUCAGUGCCAAUUUCACAGAUACAAGAACGGCAAGAUGAUUACGAAGACGACGAUUAUACCCCAGCCAGCGAGUUUCUAGGCAUUGAAGGAAGAAGUGCGUUGGUGAUUGUAACUACUGAAGAUGAUACUACAUUGCAAAUCACUUUAACUCAAAAUGUUGAUCUAUUUGCUGACGAUUUGAGGGAUCAAGUUCCUAAAGGGGAAAUAGAAGCUGAUCAGCCAGUAACUAUUAACAUUGCUAAGAAAAUUCAAACUCUAUAUUUGGGCAGUGAUGAAGAUUUGUCAGGUUCAAGAGUCGUCUCCGACAAACCGAUUGCGUUCUUUAGUGGUCACGAGUGUGGAACUGUUCCCAGUAAUAUCAGCUAUUGUGAUCAUAUGAACGAGCAGAUACCACCCACUGUUACCUGGGGCAAGCAAUUCAUCACUGCCCCUCUGGCCAACAGGAGGUCUGGCGACACUUUUGAAAUUGUAGCCUCGAGGGAUAAUACAAAUAUUCAAAUUAGAUGCACUAACGACGAAUCAAUGUCUAUUUCUCUAGAUAAGGGAGAGAUGAGUCGGUUUGUUAUAUCUUCCGACAGUUCAUGCUAUUUUAUGUCGAGUCAACCGAUUCUACUCGUGCAGUUUUCGAUGUCAAGUACUUUAGAUAACGUGUUUCUUAGUGAUCCGUUUAUGAUUGUCGUGCCCCCUGUGGAGCAGUAUCGCAGUCGCUAUAACACUCACUCGUUUAGAAGUUCUGUCGGUACUGAAGCUCAGAUUGGGUCUUACUUUUUGAACAUUCUAUUUCCAGUUGAUACAUCACCAUCUGGAAUUCGUCUUAACGACAGGAACAUUACAAGCAGUGAAAUAACAGCAAUUCCAUGUCCUAGUGGUGAAGAAAUUUGUGCUUACUCGAUACUUGUUGAAGGUGUUAGCGACUCUCCGAUACUACGCCACGUUGACAACAUGAGGGUCAAUGCGAUUGUAUACUGGUAUGAAUUUAGAGUGGGCUACGGCUACUUUGCAGGAAUGACACAAAGGCCUAUUGCACUGCCAGCUGCUUCUUUGGCGUCCAACAAGUUCACCGGAUUCGAGAACAACAGCUCCGUAACUGUUACCAUAGUAAGGGGAGGAGAUCUGGACUCUGAUAUUGUGGUCAGACUGAGAACAGCUCAGAUGGUUGGGGAUAACGCUGCUAUAAUUGGUGAAGACUUUAUGCAUACUGAGGAGAAUGUGACAUUUGCACGAGGUGUAGAUCAAGCCCAGAUAACUAUCCCACUGAUCAACGAUGUCUUCCCUGAGCCAACGAAAUCAUUUCAAGUGUUCCUGUCUGCCUCCCCUGGAGUGUACAUUCAGUAUCCGGCAGUCGCUAUCGUGGAGAUCCAUGAUCUAGGCCCCUAUUUUCCUGUAAUGAAUGUGAGUUUCUCUGACGUAUCACUGAGUGCGAGAGAGGGGGUGUGCAUUUUCAGGUUCACUCUGGACAAGACUCGUGGGGCAGUGGGUGACGUCAGAGUCAGACUCUUCACUAUUGAUGACUCAGCAAUUGCUGGUAGGGAUUAUGAGAGCAUCGAUGAAGUGAUUACCUUUGCCAUUGAGGAGCUGCAGUACGAGGGAACACUGAUAAUUUUGAAUGAUAAAGUUGUGGAGAAUGUGGAGCAGUUAAGUCUUCAGAUUGAGGCCCUAGAUGGUGUGUUUCCAGUAAACGUGGUGGACGCUACUGCCAUGGUUACCAUUAUUGAUGAUGAUGGCGAGCGUCUGUGAUGGGACUUGUCACACCAGAACAUCAUAAUCAGACUUACGUAUGUAGAGAUAUCGUACCAAAUAGCCGAUUCGUAAAAACUUGUUUAUUCUGAUGCUGUGUUCCUCUUUGAAUAUAAUUAUGCUGCAGUCCUGAUGCUAUGCAAUGGGGGAGUGAGUAAAGGAUAUGCACAUUGUAACUUGUAACUUGUAACUCCUAUCCAAUAAUGUUCGUUUUGUUCGCGUCUAGACUGGAAACCACUCCCUUCACUGGUGGUCUGUUCUCGAGGCUGAAGCAAUAUCACCCACGCAUUACGCAUUUUGUGGUUUGUUCUACAACAGGACAACUCCAACACGGCAGCUUUCCAGUCCAGUGGAGGUCCGACAUGCGUGCACGAAUCACUACAAGUUCAGUGCAUUGCUCAUUGCGGUCACGUGAUAACGUCUAAGCCAAAUGCACUGAACUUGAAGUGAUUCGUGCACGCAUCCUCUGUUGCCAAUCCCCAGAGUGCAGUGAAGGGAGUGGUUUCCAGUGUAGUUUGCUUCCAUGUGGUGCCACGAUCUGAAGACAAUUAAGUUCUAUCGAUGAGACCAGGUACCGUAAUCGUCCCACGUUUUGUUCUUGUACUGCACCUUGGAAACCAUUGCCACCUGACAACACCGUGGGCUAGUCACUGCAUAUUAAAGAUCAGAGGUCACAGGGGCGUAGCCAGGGGGGUGCUAUCAGGUUUGCCACCUACAUAAGAAAGAUGCCUAAGACUACAUCAUUGUACAUGUUUGGAGAUAGCUAAACUUGUUACUAAUUUAGUUCACUGCAUGUGUACACUCCCUAGCCUGUUGUAUCGGAAUAUCCAAUGAAAUUGCUUCAGGCUUCUAUUUGUAUUAAUUGUUGAGCCAUCCGAAAUCAGUGUCAUGGUUAAGAAACCACAAGUGUGAUUUGUUGUACCUAUAUUUCACUUUGUGGAGUGGUGACUACCAUGAGUGUCCCAGUGUUACUGCUUAUAGUACAACCAAUUUAGGAAAUAUGUUUCGCUCGUGUUACCUAUAACUAAGAGUAUAACAAAAUUAAUGUAGUCAGACUGUGUAUCAGAUGUAUGUGGAGAGUAACGUGACUUUCUGAUGCUUGGAAUUUGCACACUGACCAAUCUAAGUGUGGGUGAUGUAAUAUGACAGAUAUCACUUUUGAAUCAGCUGCAUGUAACAUUAUUCACAUCACUCCUAAAUAUACGUCAUGUGCUAAAAUUAACGUCCAUGCUAUGGUGUUCGCUAUUGUGUUUAUAAUUAUGAUGGAUCCUUUGCUAUUACCUAUAUACAGGGAAUGUGUCUGGUCAAGGCAGAGUUCUCUAUUCUCAUCCUGAGCAAAUGAGUGUUGUUCCAGUUGGUCUGCCAGAUGGAAUAGAGUUCAAGCAACCUUCUCUUUACAAGUCAAAUGAACUAAGGCGUGCAUGUAUAUGACAGUUUGGAUAAAUUCAAGUUUAUAUCUGUGGACAACUUUUCAAUAGAAGCAACACCAUUAUACAGUGUUACCAAUACCGUAUCUGCUCUGACAGAACUGAAUUCUAGUGCUGAUACGUCACAACUAUACCGAGUCGUGAUUGAUUAUGGAUUACGUUUAAAUGUACAGUAUACAAUAUUCAUAUCUAUACAUAAAUUAUACAUGUAUGUAGACUGUCUGUCAAGUUUCAUUAUGUACAUGUUUAUUAAGCUAAUUUCAA